AUGGCUUAUUAUGCUUUCUUAUCUGCCAUGGAUAAUCUAAAGAGGUUUCUGCGUUCAUCAGAUUAUUUCAACCUUUCUCCGGAAAUAGUAUCCAUCUAUGGCGAGCUUGAUUCGAUGAGAUAUCUUCUCAGUAAUUACAAUAGAAUGAAGGGCAGGAAGCUGAGGGUGAAUCCUUUGUUGGAACAACAAAUCGAGGACUUAGCAGAAGAAUUUGCAGAUCUGAUCGAACCUUUCUUACAAACAGCUGCAUCAGAUAAUGAAGAUGAAGAUGAAGUAGAUGAAGAUUCAGAUCCGAUGGAAUAUUUCUUACAGCAAUCAUAUGAAGUUAAAAAUCCCAACACACUCUCCCCCGAAUCGAUGGAUCUUCUUCGACAGCUCAUUUCCUUGCUCGAAAAGUUCUCCUUGGAGGUACAGAACAUGAAAGAAGAGAAGAUUACAGACGAUGGUAUGGUUGUUUCAUCAAGAAUGAUCUGUCGAUGUGAGUGUGAGCCUGUGGGGUUGGAGGAGGAGAUAAGGCUACUCAUGGAUUGGGUCGUUGGAGGUCCUGAAGAGCUCCUGACAAUGGCGGUUGUCGGGAUGGCUGGUAUUGGUAAGACUACUUUGGUCGAACAAGUUUACAACCAUCCAUCUAUUCAAUCCAUUUUCGACACUAAAAUCAUGAUUCUUGUCGGUCCCAACUUUGUCGAGAAUGAAUUUUUACAACUUCUUGUAGACCAUAUAGAAGGCGAGGGUAAGCACAAAAAGUUUACCAAUAUGCAAGAAUUACGAAUGCAUCUUCGAGGACUUAUGGGGAUUCGGAGGUAUCUAAUAGUUUUAGAAGAUGUGUGGAGUACAAGAACUUGGUUCUCCGUAGAUAAUUAUUUUCCAACGGGAUGUAAGAAAAGUCGAAUCAUCUUGACUUCUAGGAUGUUAGAUAUGACCUAUAGCGUGCGCUUUCAGAGAAAAUGUUUCUUGGAUGAAGAUGAUAGUUGGAAACUAUUACAUAGAAUUGUGUUCACAAGUUCCGAAGAAUCUUGCAGCUUCAAACUUGAGAAAAUUGGGAAGAAAAUUGCCAAGAAUUGCGAAGGACUUCCUCUAGCUAUUGUUUCCAUUGGCCGUCUUUUGCGCAAUGUUGAGAAGACGGUGGAAUAUUGGAAGAAAGUUUCGGAGGAUGGGAAUCCUCUUGGUAUUGGGGUCGACGACAACUCAUACAUAACAAGAUCGCUUCUCUUGAGCUACGACAUGUUGCAUCACUAUCAAAAAUUAUGCUUUCUCUACGCGGGAGUGUUCCCACAGAGUUUCGUGAUCUUUGCCUCUGAACUCAUUCGAUUAUGGGGAAUGGAGGGAUUCAAUUGCGCGUAUCGAUAUGAUUCUUGUUGGGUAUUGAACGAACUUAUCUCAGCAAGUGUUGUUUUGGUUCAAGAAUAUAGUUCCACAACUUGGACACCCAAAAUAUGUCGAGUUCAUUAUGUCUUUCGAAACUUAUGCAUUAGUAUAGCCGAGAAGGAGAAGUUUUGCCAUGUCCUAAAUAAAUAUACGUAUUGUUUUCCUCGGGGAACAAAUCAUCAGCCGCGGCUGUGCACCCACAACAAUGUUAUGCUCGCCAUUGAGGAAGUGCGCGCCACAAUGGAGUCGAUUUCUUCCAUACGGUCUCUUCUCUGUUUAGGUCCGUAUCGUCCAUAUCCCAUGCGGAUACACUUGAGCUUUACGUUGUUGAAGAUAUUAAAUGCACCUAAUAUCCGCUUCUACACAUUCCCCUACCAAAUACUAAAUUUAGUUCGGUUGAAGUACAUCACCAUCACAUAUAACGGAGAAAUCCCGAAGUCUAUUUCAAAACUUCAAAAACUUCAAGUUUUGAUCGUGGAUCGACAUGUAAUUAUAAAAUCCUUGGAGGAUGUUUGUUAUCUACCUGUGGAGAUCUGGAAUUUGAAGCAGCUACGGCAUUUACAAUGCUCGGGAUUUGACCUACCGGAUCCUUGUACUGAUCAAACCUUCCUACUACACCUCAAAACAUUGUCGGGUGUGAGUGCACGCAGUUGUACCAGGGGAGUUCUUGCAAGAUUGCCAAAGCUAAAGAAGUUAGGAAUCCAUAUUGUCCUAGGACAGAAUGAAAAGGAAAACUUCAGUUUUUUCGGUGACAUUGCCGACAUGAACCUUGAUCUUUCUUCAUUAAAAUGCGUUGUAUGGGGUUUCCACACUCAAGUUAUUUCAGAAUUCCGGACUUUUCCCUCUUCCUGUAAAAAGAUAGCAUUGAGUGGUUGCAGAUUACCAUGGAAGUGUAUGAAAGUUUUUCGCGGGGCUCUUCACAUACUAAAACUGCGACGCAAUGCCUUCUGUGGACCCAUGUGGGAACCCGUUCUUGGGGAUUUUCUUAAUCUUGAAUACCUGCUGCUGGAAGACUUGGACAUGGAGGUGUGGGGAGCCAACUCUCGCCAUUUCCCCACACUGAAACACCUGAUCAUCAGACACUGCUACAAAUUGCGAGAGAUUCCUAUCGAUUUUGGGAACAUCAGAAGCCUCAGAACGAUAGAGGUGGAAGAUUGCCGUCCAUCAGUUGGCACAUCGGCUAAAAAAAUACAGAAGAAUCACCAAGAGCAAUUCGUAAAUAAGCAUCUCCAUGUUCACAUCCAUUCCUCAUGGGACGACAAAAAGAACUAA
This is a messenger RNA of Andrographis paniculata, 2637 nucleotides long. RefSeq names its product putative late blight resistance protein homolog R1A-4. The transcript has a single exon. Gene Ontology annotation, molecular function: ADP binding. Lineage: Eukaryota; Viridiplantae; Streptophyta; Magnoliopsida; Lamiales; Acanthaceae. Bases 1 to 2637 code for a protein of 878 amino acids. Gene Ontology annotation, biological process: defense response to other organism. The record is from RefSeq and is a predicted model, not a curated record.